Nicrophorus vespilloides is the source of this 2357-nucleotide messenger RNA. RefSeq names its product NADP-dependent malic enzyme-like. The record is from RefSeq and is a predicted model, not a curated record. Lineage: Eukaryota; Metazoa; Arthropoda; Insecta; Coleoptera; Silphidae. Gene Ontology annotation, biological process: malate metabolic process; pyruvate metabolic process. Gene Ontology annotation, cellular component: mitochondrion. The transcript has 7 exons. Gene Ontology annotation, molecular function: NAD binding; malate dehydrogenase (decarboxylating) (NADP+) activity; malate dehydrogenase (decarboxylating) (NAD+) activity. Bases 24 to 2048 code for a protein of 674 amino acids.
AGUAUUAUAUAAAGGAGAUUAAUAUGCUUCGAUGUUUGUUAAUCACUCGACCAAGACCCAUUUUCGGAUUAUUAAUAAUAAAUAACGUUAGUGGUGAACGGUUCGAGAGACCGGCAAAGGUCAGGACGAUGAUGAUGGAAGAAAGGACGUUUCUCAUUGCUCACAGAAACAAAAGCGGGUAUCAUUCCGUCGUUUCCAAGCAACGAGGAAGUAGCCACGCAACGACAAGUACCAGCGGCAGAGAAAAUCCUAAGGAUAACAGCAGCAGUACGAGCGAUUACGAUACGGCGGACAGCAAUAGUAAAUCAAGAAGCAACAACACCAUGUCCGAGAUGCACAGGGACAGACUCGGUCAAUGGGCUGAUGGGGAUAAGGGAUGCACGUCGAGGACGAGCGGUCUCGACAGGCUGCGCGAUCCUGGACUAAACAAGGGUAUGGCUUUUACCAUGGAGGAAAGGCAAACUUUGGGUAUCCAGGGAUUCCUUCCUCCCAGGGUUAAGACUCAGGAGCAGCAAUUGGAGCAUUGCAGGAUGUGCAUGGAGCGUCUCGACGACGAUUUGAACAAGUACCUCUUCCUCAUGGAGCUUCUGGACCGUAACGAGAAGUUGUUCUUCAGGUUGAUCUCUGAAAAUGUCGACAAGAUGAUGCCUCUUGUGUACACCCCGGUUGUGGGUUUAGCCUGCCAGAAGUUCGGUUUGGUUUACAGAAGACCCAGAGGAUUGUUCAUUACGAUUCACGAUAAGGGACACGUUUACGAUAUCAUGAGGAAUUGGCCCGAAAGCGAUGUGCGUGCCAUCGUCGUUACAGACGGUGAGAGGAUCCUGGGUUUGGGUGAUUUGGGAGCGUACGGUAUGGGAAUUCCUGUAGGAAAGUUGGCUCUGUACACUGCGUUGGCCGGUAUCAAACCACAUCAAUGCCUUCCGAUCACUUUGGACGUGGGCACAAAUACUCAAACUCUGCUCGACGAUCCUCUGUACAUUGGAUUGAAGCAGAACAGAGUGCGCGGACCAGAGUACGAUGAUUUCAUCGAGGAGUUCAUGAAGGCUGCCGUGCAGCGUUUCGGUCAGAACACUCUGAUCCAAUUCGAAGAUUUUGGUAACGCGAAUGCGUUCAGGCUUUUGGAUAAAUACCGUGACGGUUACUGCACCUUCAACGAUGAUAUUCAAGGCACGGCUUGCGUCGCAGUGGCUGGACUCUUGGCUUCUCUGAAGAUCACCAAGAAGCGUCUCUCCGAUAACGUUAUCGUGUUCCAAGGCGCCGGUGAAGCCGCUCUUGGAAUCGCCGGUCUCUGCGUUAUGGCUAUGAAAACGGAGGGAACCAGCGAAGCUGAUGCUAAGAGCAAGAUCUGGAUGGUCGACUCGAAGGGUCUCAUUGUUAAGGAUAGGCCGGAAGGUGGCAUCACCGAGCAUAAAUUGCAUUACGCCCAGAAUCACGCUCCCAUUCACACUCUCACCGAAGUCGUGAAGACUGUUAAACCUUCCAUCAUCAUCGGUGCUGCGGCUAUCGGCGGUGCUUUCACCACCGAAAUCCUCCAGGAGAUGGGCAAGAACAACGAUAAACCCAUCAUCUUCGCUCUCAGCAAUCCGACGAGCAAGGCCGAAUGCACAGCAGAGCAAGCUUACAUCAACACCGACGGUAAAUGCGUCUUUGCCAGCGGUUCUCCCUUCGAUCCGGUCACCUACAACGGUCAAACAUUCCAUCCGGGUCAAGGAAACAACUCGUACAUUUUCCCAGGAAUCGCGCUCGGCGUCAUCUGCGCCGGAGUUCGCACCAUCCCAGAGGAGAUUUUCCUCAGUGCCGCACAGGCUCUAGCAAACAUCGUUUGCGAAAAUGAUUUGGAAAUGGGCAGAUUGUACCCACCACUACAGCACAUUCAAGAAUGUUCCGUGAAAAUCGCUGUGAACGUAGCUGAAAACGCUUAUAAAACUGGUCUUGCAACUGUUUACCCGAAACCGGAGAAUCUGGAGGCCUUCAUCAGGGCGCAGAUGUACAACACCAGUUACGCAUCUGCUAUACCGCAGACCUACAAAUAUCCGGCAAAUUUGUAAAUAUCAAAAGAAUUCAUUACCUUAUAUAUAUAUUUUUUUUUGUGUAUAUGCGUAGGAAAUGUUUUGUGCGGCGGCCAACAAAAUUAUUGUGUUCGCCGCUGCUGUGGAAAUAUAUGAUGUCCGAUUGUAACAAUAAUAAUAAUAAUAACGGCAAACAAAUAGAACAAAUUAUCAUGCAAAAACAAGAAAUAAUAGCUUUCUUUUAAUAAUAUCAACUUGUUUGCUUCAGUUUUUGUUAUCUUCUUGCAGGAGGACAUCGUCAUAGUUAAUUGAUAUAUUUUAUAUUUAUUUAUUAAACUUUGUAUUAUA